Messenger RNA from Mytilinidion resinicola, 567 nucleotides. RefSeq lists its product as uncharacterized. The record is from RefSeq and is a predicted model, not a curated record. NCBI's taxonomy places the organism in Eukaryota, Fungi, Ascomycota, Dothideomycetes, Mytilinidiales, Mytilinidiaceae. The transcript is spliced from 2 exons. Gene Ontology annotation, biological process: thiamine metabolic process; dephosphorylation; thiamine diphosphate metabolic process. Gene Ontology annotation, molecular function: magnesium ion binding; thiamine triphosphate phosphatase activity. The coding region runs from base 1 to 567 and encodes 188 amino acids.
AUGCCACGAACCUUCCCGGCGAUAUCCAUCCUCGAGGUGGAGCGAAAAUUCCGCUCGCUUGCACGAAUCAUACAUAACGAGUACUUCGAUCGAUCGAGCCUUCUCUCUUUAGCAGGCAUUUGGGUUAGGCAACGGAACGGACAAUGGGAGGCAAAGGUCAAAAAGGGCGGCAACUUCACCAAUUCGAGAUUUGAGGAGCUUUUAGAUCCUCGCGAUAUCUCAAAAUGCAUUAAGGAUCUCACGGGAAUUGGAUACACAGAACAAGAAACGUUUGGACUCGAGCGGAUUGCAAUUCUCUCCACGACGCGGAAAGCCUGGGUAGCCGAUAAUGAAUUUAGAAUUGUGUUGGACACUAUAGACUUCGGUCACACCGUUGGCGAAGUUAAGUUACAGCAUCAGGUAAAUUUCGAGGCCACGUCGGGUUUGUCUAUUGAACAACAGAAGCAGAGAUCAAUGCAAGCGAUGGACGAUAGGGUUGCCAAGUUUAUGGAACGAUAUGCAUGGGCAUUUUGCCAAGGGGUGCCAAAAGGGAAACUGACGGCGUAUUUUGAGCGCAACGCUAUUUAA